Molecule: messenger RNA, 2712 nt
Organism: Capsella rubella
Lineage: Eukaryota; Viridiplantae; Streptophyta; Magnoliopsida; Brassicales; Brassicaceae
Exons: 1
Coding region: 231-2699 (822 amino acids)
Source: RefSeq, a predicted model, not a curated record
CAUACUAUCCUCCAUUGCACUUUGUCAGCAGUGGUCUGCAAAAUGAGUCAAGCAAAGAUCAUUUAAUAUUAAUUAGGUCCAGUGCAUAGUACCUUUAAUAAGAACGAUGACUUGUCGAAAGCAACGACUUCACAAAAACAACAUCAACACUCAAUUUUCUCAAGUAAAUCUGAGAAAAAAACAUCAAUAACAGAAGAAGCUUUGUCUUUUUUCUUUUCCUCAAAGCAAAAAUGUUGGAACUAGUACCAGAACUCAUCAAAGUGUGGGAUAGAUGGAACAUAAGAGGAGUAAUGAUAUUAAGUCUUACUCUUCAACUCAUUCUCAUUUGCUUCUCUCCUUUAAGGAAACGCACACCAACAAGGCUCUUUAUCAUGCUCGUUUUUUCAUCUUAUCAUUUAGCAGACUGGUCUGCUAUCUUCGCCGUUGGUCUCAUCUCUAAGAAUCAAGGUAAAGAGCUCAAACCAGAUGAUCCUCCACAUGGAAAAGAGCUCAUGGCUUUAUGGGCACAGUUCUUGCUCUUGCAUCUUGGUGGAGCAGACACAAUCACAGCUUUGACGCUUGAAGAUAACGCUCUCUGGCUCAGACAUCUCUUUGGGCUUGUCUUUCAGGUAUUUGCAGGUGGCUAUGUGGUUUUCCAGUCUCUACCCAAUAGCCUUUGGGUGAUUAUAGUCUUAGUGUUUGUUUCUGGGGUUAUAAAGUAUCUGGAGAAGACAAUGGCUUUGUCUGGUGCCAGUUUUGACAAGUUUAGGGACUCUAUUAUUCAAGCACCAGAUCCAGGACCAAACUACGCGAAGCUCAUGGAGGACUACAAGGCCAAGAAAGAGGCAAGACUACCCACCAAGAAGAUUCUGAUUGAUGAACAUAACAAGGAAUAUAGGCCUAAGAAGUUGUUAGAGCAUCCAUCAUUAGCUUCUAAGAACAGAGAAGACUUGACUCAUCUUGAGAUUGCUCAGUAUGCUUACAAGUUCUUCAACACAUUCAAGGGUCUUGUAGUCAACCUUAAGUUCAGUUUCAGGGAGCGUGACGAGAGCCUAGAGAUCUUUGAGAAUUUGAAGACUCCAGACGAAGCUUUGAGGAUCAUUGAGAUUGAACUUGGUUUCCUCUAUGAUACUCUAUUCACCAAGAUCAGAGUUCUUUAUACGGUUUUUGGAGCUUCCUCACGCAUCGUUGCUUCUGGCACCCUAGUGACUGCAUUCAUCCUCUUUGAUAAGAAACUCAAAAAAGACAAACUAUUUCAUGGAACUGAUGUUGUCGUUACCUACAUGCUGUUUGCAGUUGGCAUAGCUUUGGAUUUCAUAUCCCUCAUCUUGUUUAUGUUCUCAGACUGGACAUGUGUUGCACUUAGUAGCUUGAAGAACAUCCCCAAAGAGCCUCAAACACUGAAAGAGAGAUAUUUCAACUGGUUACUUGGUUUUAGAAAGCUGCAUUGGAAACCACAAGAAUGUCACAAGAAAGGUCUGCAUACGUGUAUCAAGGAAGGUGAAGAUAAGUGUUCAAUGGAACACAAGCAUGACGUGCUCGUGACACCAUUCUUUCUCCGGAGGUGGAGUGGAAGCAUCAACGUAUUCAACUUUAUAGCAUAUGCCACAAAAGCAGAGGUAAAGAGGAUCCAUGACGCCCGAGAUAGUUUCAGCCGCUACUCAUGUAUCAUCAUAGCUCUACCAUUUGAGAUACUCAUGUUCAUCAUCCAAAAGUUUAUUAUGUGGAUUGCCAAGUUAAUUAAUGGUUUGCACAGGUGGAUCAGCCACAGAGUCAAUGAGUUAUCACGAAAUCAUCCUGUGGCUCGUAGUACUAUUUACCCUAUCUAUUUCGAGUUUCUAUCCCGCAUCCCUCAUUUCAUCAAAUCUGUGUUCGAUGUCCUUGGUGAGUUCUUUGGCAUCUCGGAUACACUUGCUACAGUCCACAAGAUGUUAUUUGUACAUGGAGAACCCAUGAUGAAACACCUGUGGGUGCUCAUUUUCAAUGAGCUGAAAUACAAAUCAAAGUUUGGAGACAAUCCUGAAAAUGCCAAAAGCUUAUCUUUAGCUCGGGGAGAAUGGACUUUGCGAGAGAACCUCCCUGAGGAUGUAGACUGUGAGAAACUGUUGCGUUGUAUUACAAACGUGGAUUAUGAUCAGAGUAUUUUGAUGUGGCACAUCGCAACAGAACUCUGUUACCAACAAGAAGAGACUAACUCUGAGGAUGAAGAAAAAUGUGAGCAUUACAGUUACCGCGAGUUAAGCAAAAUCAUCUCUGACUACAUGAUGUAUCUUCUGAUCUUGCAACCUGGUCUGAUGUCCAAGGUUGCUGGAAAUGGGAAGAUCGUAUUCAGAGACACAUUGGCAGAAGCUGAAAUGUUUUUCCAAAGGAGGCAUAUCGAGAACAAAAGAAGUGUGAAGACAGCCACCAUUAAUAUUCUGAACGUCAAUAGUGAUACUGAUCCAAUGGAAGUGAAAGGAGACGGAAGCAAGUCUGUGUUGUUUGACGCAAGCAGGCUAGCCAAAGACCUUAUGCAUCUGGAGUUGAGGUACAGCAUAAACAAAUGGGAGAUACUGAGCAAAGUGUGGGUGGAACUUCUCUGUUAUGCAGCUUGUUACUGCGAUUCCAUGGCUCACGUGGAGCAACUAAGCAGAGGCGGUGAGCUCAUAAACUUUGUGUGGCUUUUAAUGGCACACUUUGGACUAACAGAUCAGUUCCAAAUCAACAACGCAGAUGCCUGAGCCAAACUCUAUA